Podarcis raffonei (Aeolian wall lizard) is the source of this 3015-nucleotide messenger RNA. RefSeq names its product TNF alpha induced protein 2 (gene TNFAIP2). The record is from RefSeq and is a predicted model, not a curated record. Gene Ontology annotation, molecular function: SNARE binding. Gene Ontology annotation, cellular component: exocyst. Gene Ontology annotation, biological process: exocyst localization; exocytosis. Lineage: Eukaryota; Metazoa; Chordata; Lepidosauria; Squamata; Lacertidae. The transcript is spliced from 12 exons. Bases 123 to 2234 code for a protein of 703 amino acids.
GGUGCUCUCUAGAAAUUUAGAAACCGCGCUGCAGCCAGCCCAGGGAGAGGGACAGAGAGAGAGGAAGAGGAACCAUCCCGUCAUCCCCGAUCCAAAGUCAACCAGCAUCCGCUGCUUAGAAGAUGAUGGGAAUGAAAAUGUUCACCAUAUUCUCUAGCGGUCUGGUAAAAGCUGAGGAUUCAAAAUCUAAGGUCAAAAGUGAGGAUCCCAAGCCUUCAACGUCUUCCGAAUCAGAAUUUGACUCCACGUCGAUCGAAUCCUCGACAGAAGAAGCUCCGCCGAAGGACAAGGUGGAAACUGAAAGUCAAGGGUUGCCUUCGAAGAACAAUGCCACAUACCAUUGUACUCCUGAGCAAAAUAACAAGAAGAAAAAGAAGAAAAAGAAGAGGGGACUCAUUGAUGCUCUGAAGUACUUGGCACUUGGGGAAAACAGAAUAAAACCCUUAACAGCAGAGAAGGACCCUCCAAAUGAAAAGGAAAGCAAAUCAGUUACAGCUGACCAAAUCAGGGAGCUGAUUAAAGAUCAAAGAUUCUCCGACGCCAGCGAACAUCUCCUGGCCAUGGAGAGGGAAUGCAGCACUGACUCUGGCAGCAAGCGCAAAGAGGACAGUGUCGACCAUCAGAGUGAAAUUGAAGAUCUCUUUGGGCUUUUGAAGCAAGAGGUCCUCAGGAUCAUACGUUCGUCUGUUAGCAUCGCAAAGGCUGAGCCAGAAGUCCUGAGGGAUGCAGUGAGGACAGUAGCAGAACAGGUGGAGGAGGACAGGAGAUGCACAUUGGAAGAAAAGGCAUCUGAGAAAGCUGCACAUUCCCGGCCCAGAGGAUGGAAAGACGAGUGGAGGAGUACAGUCCAGGAGUCCGUAACCGACAGAAUGAAAGAGCCUCCGUUUGACAGCAACGAGGGCCUCUCGACAACCGCCCACAGCUUCCUGCACAUGGGGAAGGCUAUGAAAGAUGACCUGAUCACUGUGGUGAAAUACAUCAAGGGCCAUUACCCGGAGGACUUCCAAGUGUGCAGCACCUAUGCGCAGUUCUACCACAAGUGCUUCUCUUCUCAGAUUGAGAUGGUUGCCCAGUUUGAACUGGGCAGGAAGGACACUUACCUACUACUCACCUGGGUGCAGAAUAUCUAUCCAAAUGAAAUCAGAAACCACCCCAUUUUAGUGAAAGACUUAGACCAAGCCCAUCUCGGAAGCCUUUUGCCGCUCAGGCAGAUCAAACAGUUUGAAGUGGCGUACCUGACUAACGAAGUGGAUGCUGCUAAGCGCUCCCUGGCUAACUGUCUGCAACUGGAAGUCAAGAAGUGGGCAGAGGGAAACGAGCCACCAAAACUAGCUGGUCACUAUCACAGUGAACUUCAUAUAGAUGCCAUCCAGAUUAUCCACAACAAACAGAAAGAAGCUGAAGGCAUUUCCGCAGAGCUUGGCAAGCAAAUGUCAACACUGGUUUUGGAAGAGCUCCUGGCCUUUCUGCAAAGCUACAAGAAGGCACUGGACGUUUUCAUGAGGGAGAAGAAGAACAACCAAUACUUUGAAGCGACAGUAGUUACAAACAUGAACAGUUGUUUGGGUUUUCGGUCCCAUGCUGAAAAAACACCAGGACAGGACUAUAUCCGACUGAAAAUUGUUAAUGCCCUUAGUGGCAUUGAGACCACUGGCUGUGAUGUGCUCGUUCAAUGCGUGGUUCAGGAACUGCAGCCUGUUUUUAGAAAGUUUACCCAGAGAAAAUGGGUUUCCUGCACUGAUAUUAUUGAUGAAAUCAUAGCAACCGCCAUACAUCAUGUUUCUACGCUGAGAGCUCUCAAAGACCCUCUUCGCCAGGCUGUCAUUGAGAAAAUCCACUUCUUUCUGGUCCAAGAGUACAUUUCAAGGCUUAUGAAGAAGAAGGUUAGCUUGAGGAACCCAGAACUGCAAAAGAACUUGUCUGAGCUUGUCCAACAGCAUGCCUCUAUUCUGUGCACGUUUUGCUUAGAGAAUGGGUCCACUGCCAAAUGGCUGGGUUAUGCUCUUCCAAGCCUGGCUGAAAUCAUCAAACUCCAAGGUACAGAUACUGUCAUGGUUGAAGUCGGAAUGCUUGCCAGUAAAUAUCCAGAUAUCAGCAAGGAGCACCUUUCCGCCAUCUUGUACAUCAAAGGAAACUUGUCCCGCAAUGAAACCAGAAGCAUCCUGAGUGUGCUGGACAUUGGCGUAACAGCUACCUUGCCCCACAAACAUUUGUUUUCAACAAUCAGGGUGUGAUGAGCUUGCCUGUUGCCUCUUGCUUGACUCAAACAGCUGCCAUUCAUGGGAGACCUGAAUUCAGCUCCAGCCUCCUUCCAGACUCAGCCACAUAGUUCAAAAACCAACCCCGGGUCCUAGUUUUGGAAAAGCGGCUUGAUCUUUACGCCGCUACCAGAAUGCCAGGAUAAAAUGGAAGUUGGUUUAGAGGUCCCACCAGAUUCAAGGGCCUGUGAAGUCUCCAGCAUUUCCUCUGCUGCCUCGGUUUUCCCCAUCUCGAAAAUGGGAUGGAAUCUCUGUCAGGCUACCUCAUCUGGGUGGUGCUGGUGUGAUGCCAAAGGGAAGCCUUCGCUUACUGUUCCUUGUUAAAGCACUUGACAGAAAAGCACAGUAACUCUUUGCACAUGUUUCUUCCUUAAAUAGAAAGAAUCCUUUGUAAAAUGGGUGGAGGAAAAUGGAAAAGUCCUCAAAAUGUAAAUAGCACUUGGAAUGUGGUCUUGGGGUUUUUUAUUAAAAACAAAAUGAAGUAGAAACUCCCAGAAGGUGCUUCUUCUGUGAAAAGCCCUUUUGGGCUCUAGGUAGAUGGCUGUGAAAACCACAUGUAAAAUUCCGAUGUUUUGCUCAAUAGUUUGUAUUGAUAACGUGCUAGGAUCUUAAUGACAGUCUGUGUGAUAUCAGGAUUGCUGUUGGUGUGGUUUAGGGAUUAGGUGCUACACUUGGACCUGGGUUCAAGUUUCUGCUUCGGCCACAAACUAUGGUUUUCGGGCAAGUCACUCUGUCCCAGCCUCUCUCUCUCUCUCUC